CUAGAAGCUGGCUAGCUGCUGUGUAGGCUUGAACUUCUGCUGUGGUAAGCUGAAUUCCUGCAGUUCAGAACUGUCUGGUUGUUUAAACAAAGGAAAUAUUUGUUAAGCAUAUAGUAAAGUCCAUUAAUGGAAGAAGCGGUGAUUAUUCCUGGACCAUCGUCAACUGAAGAAGAGCUUGUCAACUCGACAGAAAUGCAAAGUCUGACUACUCCAUCUGUACAGUAUCGCCAACCAGGAGUCAGGUCUGAUAAUCAAAUGGACGUUACUGAGAUUAACCCAUCAAAAAUGAAGAAAAAAGGAUUGAGCGCUUUGGAAAUAGCUCUUAUUGUUUUGGCAGUUCUGCUUGCUGCUAUAGCUAUUGCAAUGAUCAUUGCAUACGCAACAUAUGAUGAUGGAAUUUGCAAAACUCCGAGCUGUGUGAAUGCAGCAUCCCGAAUAAUGACCAGCAUGGACGCUACUGCAAAUCCUUGCCAAGAUUUUUAUCAGUACUCCUGUGGAGGAUGGCUCAAGAAAAAUGUAAUUCCUGACAGUGCUCCUCGCUUCAGUACUAUUGACCAGCUUAAGGACAUAGGAACAGAUGUUCUCAAAAGUGGCUUUGAAACAAAGAAUGACAGUGACAAUUCUGCAAUCAAAAAAGUAAAAGUGUUUUACCAGUCAUGCUUGAAUGAGACAUCAAAGAAUCUCAAAAAAGGACAACCACUGAUCAAAGCCUUAGCUGAUGUAUUUGAUUGGCCAGUGACAAUGGAUAACUGGGAGGAAGUAUACGGUGCUACAUGGACAGCUGAAUCAGCAAUGUCAAGGAUGAAUGCUAAGUUUGGAUCUGAAAACCUUAUAAAUGCCGCUGUGAGCAAAGAUGUUAAGGAAUCCAGUGUCUUCAUCGUUUAUAUUGAUCAACCUGCAAUGCAGCUCCCUUCAGCAGAAUAUUAUACGUGUACUGGCGCAUAUGAAAAGGCAUGUGAAGCAUAUCUGGUAUAUAUGACUACUUUGGCAAAACUCAUCCGCCAAGAUAAAAAUCUAGCUGUUGAUGAAAACAAGAUUAAAGCUGAGCUGGCGAGAUCUUUUGAGCUGGAGAAAGCUAUAAUUAAUGCAUUUAUUCCCCCAGAAAUAAAACAAGAUCCAAAUAAUGUUUAUGAGAAGAUGUCCAUUGCAGAGGUUGAGAAUAAGUAUCCAGUGACUAUUAAUGGCACAAAAUUUAAUUGGUUGUCUUACAUUAAUGCAGUGCUUGCACCUAGUAAGGUUACGGUAACAAACAGUGAACAGGUGAUUAUGUUUUGUGGUGAUUACAUAAAGAACAUUACAAAUUUUAUCUCCAAGUUUAGCGGAAGAGACAUUCAGAAUUUGUUUGCCUGGACUUUUGUAAAAUCUGUUGCUGGUGACCUCAGCAGCGAAUACAAGGAUGCUGGAAAAGCAAUAAAUCAGGUGUUUUAUGGUUCCAGUGGAGAUGUACCAAUAUGGAAAACUUGUACUACCUUUUGUUCAAACAACUUUAAUGAUGUUGCUGGAAGAAUCUAUGUAGAGGAAACAUUUUCUUCAGAUAGUAAAGCUUUGGUCAAUGAAAUGAUUUCAGAAAUCCGUACAUCGUUCUUGGAAAUGUUGGAGGAACAGACAUGGAUGGAUGAAAUAACAAAACAAAAAGCAGCACUAAAGGCUUCUAAAAUAAGAGAGCAGAUUGGAUUUCCUGAUGUGCUCUUUAAUGACGCUGAAAUGGAAAAAACAUAUUCCGAGUUGAAUUUCAAAAGCGAGGAAUAUUUUGAAAAUAAACUCCAAUUUCUUACAUUUGUCCAAGUUUUAAGGGGAAGGAAACUGAGAGAAAAACCUGACCCAAAUGAAUGGGCAGCAGGUGCAGCGGAAGUUAAUGCUUAUUACAGUGCUUCAGACAAUCUAAUAGUUUUUCCUGCAGGCAUUUUGCAACCACCAAUGUUUUUUGGAGGAGGGCCUAAAUCACUUAACUAUGGAGGAAUUGGCUCUGUGAUUGGACAUGAAAUCACACAUGGCUUUGAUAACAAUGGCAAGAACUAUGAUGAAAAAGGUGAUCUUGUUGACUGGUGGACAGAAAAUUCAUUACAGAAAUUUAAUGGGUUAUCACAGUGCUUUGUAGACCAAUAUGGAAACUUCUCAUGGGCUUUAGCUGGAGGAAGAAAGCUCAGUGGCACUGGUACAUUAGGUGAAAAUAUUGCAGAUAAUGGAGGAAUAAGAGAAGCUUACAAGGCUUAUAUGUAUCAUAUUAAAAAGAAUGGAAAAGAGAAAAAUCUUCCUGGGCUCGACUUGACUAAUGAACAAUUAUUUUUCCUUUCUUUUGGCCAGAUUUGGUGUGCGACCUACACUCCGGAAUACGCAGUCACUUCCAUCACUGAGGAUGAACAUAGUCCAGGACAAUUCAGGGUUAUUGGGACUUUACAGAAUACACAAGAGUUCUCAGAUGCCUUCUCAUGUCGCAGCAAUGACAACAUGAACCCCAAGCACAAAUGCCGGGUGUGGUAAUGUGCCAGCACUUCAUACUAAAGGCUCAAGGAUAACAUUCAAAGCCUAGGGGGGAAAAAGAAAGAUAUGUAAAGAUCACAACAGCAGAGAACAAAGUACACAUUAUUAUGCCAAAUGUUACAAAACUUAUGUGUCUAAAUCCUUAACCCUUUGGCUUCUAGAGAAGGCUGGAGGUUUUUUUUUUUUUUUUUUUGAAGCAAAGAGAUUUUACAAGCCUGGUUUCUAGUUGACUCCGAUUUAAUUGAACCAACCACCAAAACAAAACACAAUCAAUAUAUUACUUAGAACUAAUUACAAUAUUUGUAAUUACCAAUAGAUUUACAAAAAAAAGUUUUUUUAAAACAUUUAUUUACUAAGAAAUUUAAUCUAUUACAUCACACAAGAACUCAGAACACGGUGACUUAUUUCCCCUGUGUAAAGUGGACAAAAGCAUUUGUUUUGCUUUUCUAUGUUACCCUUUCCAAACAUUACAGCAUUUUUAAUUCUAAAAAAAUUGAUAGAUUUUCUGAAUAUUUAAAUAUGGAUGAAUUAUGUCUCAAUGACUAGAGUAGAAAUCCUAUUAAAUGUUUUACUUUUAAAUUAUCUUUUAUAAUUAGAUUUUUAUGCUAAAUCUACAAACUAUUCCAUUUAAGAACACACAUUUUUAAGAAUUUGUUUCUCAAGAGAUUUUAAAUAGAUACCAGAGAUUUGUUUAACUUACGUUUUCCGAAAUCAUUGUUUACAUUUCUUUGUGAACAUUUUAUAAAACUUAGACAUUGGGGUCGAUUUAUCAAGCUCCGUACGGAAACAGAAGUUCUGAAGCAGUUGCUCCAUAACUUGUCCAUCUGCUCUGAGAUUGCGGACAGAAAUCAACCCGAUCGAAUAUGAUCGGGUUGAUUGACACCCUCUUGCCGAGAAUCUGCAGGGGGCGGCAUUACACCAGCAGUUCACAAGAACUGCUGGUGCAAUGAUAAAUGCUAACAGCGUACAUGAUACGCUAAAUUGUAUCAUGUCCGCUCGCACAUUAAUAAAUAUACCCCAUUGUCUCUAGAUGCUGAACAAAACACGAGAGAUAGAUUUAACCAAUGAAAUAAACAAACAAAAUACACCAAAAAGAAGACAAAGAAAACUGGUAACUGAGAAACUCAGAAAGAAGAAUAGAGAGAAAUAGUAAGGAAGAAUAGCUCAGCAGUACUGGUUUAGAGAUAAGAGUAUUAAAAAGCUUGUAUAGAAGGAACAGAAGUAAGUGAUAAAUAUUUACUAUAAUCUUCCUAAACAGUUGGAUACUUAAAGGAACAGUGUACUGAUAAAUUUGUAUCCCUUUAAAGGGAUAGAAAAGUCAAACUUAAACUUGCAUGAUUCGGAUAGAGCAUAUAAUUUUAAGACACUUUUAUUGGCACUUAUAUUUUUAAAUGUGCUUUGUUAUCUUAGUAUCCCUUGUUGAAAAGGAGUAAGCACAUAUCCUACACGAGUGGGUGGUAGCUGCUGAUUGGUGCCUGCACACAUGUGUCUCUUGAGAUUGACUAACUAGCUAACUGCCAAUGUUCCUUCAGCAAAGGAUAACAAGAGAGUGAAGCAAAUUUGAAAACAAAAGUAAAUUGGAAAGUUGAUUAAAAUUGUAUGUUCUAUCCAAAUUAUGAAAGAUAAUUUUGGAGUUUCCUGACCCUUUUAAGGUGUUUCCAAUAAUCAAUCUUACACGCUGGAGUGUAUUAAAUUGUCUUUAUUUCAUCAUGUAAAAUAGACACUUUUACCUAUUUAAACAAUCACCUAUAUUGAAAAUUUUAAUACAGCAAUAAUGGGUAUAGACAAGCUUUGUUAAUAAGAGACAGCAGAAGAAACCAUCCUCCCGGUGUGGAGUGGGAGAAAGAGAGAGAGAACCCAGCCUAUAUGUAAGGCAUAUCCUACAGCAAUUAUGAAUACAAUAAACUUUUAUCAGCUGCUUGCCUGACUACAUUUCCCCUUAAAUAACAACUGACUAGUGUGGGAUAGCUAUAGCAGACAGUCCAGCAUUGGUUCACACUAAUACUAAAUUAUACCCAUCUUGGUAUUCUAUUUUCAUAACUGUUUUUUAUUGUACUAUACCAAACAGCACUGAAUUGAUUUUUAGCUUGUGUACAUGCUUUUGAAAUCAUCCCUACAAAAAAGAUAAUAUUUUAUACAUAAAUAGUAUGUUAGAAUAGAUUGUUAAAUGGUGAAGCAUCCACUCUAAGACACCGCAUGUGCAUUAAUUUGAUGUACACUUAAAUGUUUAGCUAAAGACAAUUGUUAGAAUGUGUGUAAAAAGCUUAGAUUAUUUUUUAUGGUAGAUUUAUACUUAAAAAUAAUUGUGCAUUUUUUUUUACAUCAACUUUAAUACUUCAUUAGUUGGGAACUGUUACUUUAGUGAAUAUUUGCACAAGAUAACAUUUUAUAUUAUGUUAAAAUGUAAAGGGGAUAGAGUCAUAGAUUUUUUAUCUCUAUUUCCUAUAUACUUUUAUUAUAUUUUAUUGUCCGGUAUGUUUACAAUAAAUCCCUUUUAUUGUGAAUAGUCUCCAAUGAAUAGUGAAGAAUUUUUAUUUUUUUAUUUUUAUCUGAAGCGUUACAAUGUAAAAGAUCUUGAUAACCGUACCCAGUAAAAAGUCAGACAACUGCCAACAUUUAUUAAAUUGUUCUUGUAUGUGGUAUAUAAUUUGAAUGCAGUCAUUUUUAUGCAAUAACCAAAAACAUGACGUAUAUUUCAGUAAGGUGUCAUCUGAUAUAUAAUAUAUUUAUCUAACAAAUGGAUAGAUUUCUCUUUGGAGUAGAUUCUAUGCAAGUUAAACUCCUUUAAAGUCUGAAUUAACAAAUUAAUAGUUAUAAAAUGUUGUUAAACCUGUU
This is a messenger RNA of Bombina bombina (fire-bellied toad), 5316 nucleotides long. Its product is annotated as neprilysin-like. The record is from RefSeq and is a predicted model, not a curated record. Gene Ontology annotation, cellular component: plasma membrane. The transcript is spliced from 24 exons. Lineage: Eukaryota; Metazoa; Chordata; Amphibia; Anura; Bombinatoridae. Gene Ontology annotation, biological process: amyloid-beta clearance; protein processing. The coding region runs from base 127 to 2481 and encodes 784 amino acids. Gene Ontology annotation, molecular function: metalloendopeptidase activity.